UGCUGCUGCCCCGCAUCCUGGCCAGGGAGCUCAUUCGCAAACCAACAGGAGAGAAAAGACCGGUAGCCCAACGCUUCUGUCCGCCACGUCCAUGAAUCCGUCAACCAACUGAGGAGACUAGACGUCUAGACCUCAUCCAGUCCCGUCACCAUGGCCCACCUUGUUCCAUUCCACCUCAAGAACCUCCACGCCGCCAGCAAAGCCGAAGUGAACUCGUUGGUGCCUGGGAAGUACAGCUAUCACAACGCAAAAACUGCGUUCAACCGGUAUGAACGAACCGCUAAGACGGUCGAAGAAGAGCCAAAGAUCCCGGACCCCAAGCUCUUCGCAUCCUUCCACGUCCCGCCCACUCAUUCAACCGCGCCAGAUGAGUCGGGCCUCCCGACCGAGAGCGAAUGCGCUGUCCACCUCGAGCUGCUCGAGGUCUUUUUCAGGUUACGCCAAGACGUCAUUGACUCCAAGGCGCUCGACAAGACAUUCGGCGUCGUGGAAGAGAAAAAGACCGUCUUCCGCAAGACGUACAGCCACCAGAAGCGGAAGUAUUAUCACAAGCCAGUGCAGCUCAGGGAUGAGACACUGCCGUCCAAGAGGCGGAACAAGUGGUUGUAUUUUCUCGGCAUUGCCGUGGGCCGGUUCAAGGUCUGGGCGAGAAAGCUAGACGCCUUCUUGGAAGAGGCGCCCCGUGGCGAUGGGCCCGACAAAUGGGCAACGUUUAAGGCCGGAACAACAUGGUCGAAGCUGCCCUUCCUGCCUCCUAUUGAUGUGCUCAUGGUUUGGCACGCUUUCCUGCUAAAUCCCCACGACUAUGACAGAACCCAGAGCCGCUACCGCCUAACCCAGCUCCGUCGACUCCCCUUCCCGUGGAAAGCUGUGCACGACGCGAUACACUCCCGAAACUGGACAUACACCUUGCCCGCAGUCUCGGAGGAAUGGACACGAACGCACGCCGGCCUGGAGCCCAACCUCUUUCGCUACCUCGAGUCCGUCGGCAGAGGCGGAGGAAGGCAAAGCUCCGUCGCCAGCAACAAUCGUGUCUUGACCACCCUCGCCCGCUACGGCCAGCGCCGCGUCCACAUCAUCCUACUGGGCGACCUGCUCGAUAUGCAAGGCCAGCUCUCACCCCGCGACGCCGCCUUCCUCGCCGUCCUCCAGCAGACUGACGCGGAUAAGCACGCCGACCAGCCGCUUGCCGACAACGUGCAGCGGCAGGCGGCAUUCGUCGACAAGAUGCACCUGCAGCUGUGGAUCCGGAGCCCCGCCGCGGGCGGCACGCUGCGCCGCGCCGUCGACCGCUACGAUAAGUUCCUGCGCCUGUUCGCCCUGUACCCGGGCAAAAUGCUCGUGCCGACGCUUGACAUCGACCUCGCUUGGCACACGCAUCAGUGUUCUGCGCAGGCCUACGCCGAGUUGGUCAAGCGGCGGACCGGCGUCUUCGUCAACCACGAUGACAAGCUGGGGUCCAAGGUGCUGCAAGGCGGGAUGGAGGAGACCAGGGAACUGUUCUUUGUGCGCUUCGGCGAAGAGUACGAGCGGUGUCUGUGUUGGGACUGCGAGGCGACCUUGUCCGCUAUCGAGGAGGCGGACGAUGACGAGGGUGGGACCACCGAGGGGGUGGAAGACGGCCGUCUGGUCGAGAAGGUGAGGAGCGAGGUGGAGUAUCACCGUUGUGUGGAGAUUUGCAGGCGGAACGGCAAACCUCUGCCCCUGCUGCCAGCAUCGUCCGCCUAACGCCCUCGGGACGGCCACGCUUGCGGAGGGCGAAGGUCGAGGUGUCCUGAGUGGUAAGACCUCGGGCCCUAGCUUACCAAUGGUACCAAUGAUAGGAAAAAGGGCACCUUCACAGGAGGCAAGGACAAAAACAAGCGUCAAAAAAACAUAAUUACAACACCGGGGAUUCGCUGGUCGUCAUCGACCCAGCUACUCGUCCGGUACCUUACAAGCUUGACUCAGGGGAGCGGACUGAAUCCCGAGUUUUCACCGGCUAUAAUCAUAUAUACCUAGGUAUGUUUAGGUAAUGAGUCCGUGUUAGAAUUUGAUAGUGGUAACCCUAUAAGGAUUCACGGGUCGCUGCCGGCGCUCUCGUCUCAGCCACCCAUCCAGAGAGCUGGUAUGAAACCGCUGUAACGGUAUACAUUCCUGCUAUGUUCGUAGUGUCGUUCAUGAGUAUGUCGAUAAAGUCGCUGCCACAACAUUCACGCG
Molecule: messenger RNA, 2199 nt
Organism: Parathielavia appendiculata
Lineage: Eukaryota; Fungi; Ascomycota; Sordariomycetes; Sordariales; Chaetomiaceae
Exons: 2
Coding region: 151-1728 (525 amino acids)
Source: RefSeq, a predicted model, not a curated record